Molecule: messenger RNA, 1467 nt
Organism: Folsomia candida
Lineage: Eukaryota; Metazoa; Arthropoda; Collembola; Entomobryomorpha; Isotomidae
Product: cytosolic beta-glucosidase
Exons: 7
Biological process (GO): carbohydrate metabolic process
Molecular function (GO): beta-glucosidase activity
Source: RefSeq, a predicted model, not a curated record
ACAGGGAAAGGAUUAAGUAUUUGGGACGAAUUUGUUCAUCGGACGCCAUCUCCAAUUGCUGAGCACUCGACGGGAGACAUUGCUUGCGACUCGUACCACAAGUAUCGCGAGGACGUCGCUAUACUAAAAUAUUUCGGGGCGGGAGUGUAUCGGUUCAGUUUAUCGUGGAGCAGAAUCCUCCCCACGGGACGGGUGGAUUACAUAAAUUGGGCGCGAGUCCAACAUUACAACGAUUUAAUUGAUCUCCUCAUUGCCAAUAAUAUCGAACCAAUCGCUACCCUACAUAAAUGGGACUUCCCGCAACCACUGAUGGACAUUGGUGGUUGGACGAAUGAUGAAGUGAUCUCGCACUUUGUAAAUUUUGCACAUCUCGCAUUUCGCACGUUUGGGGAUCGGGUAACGAAAUGGGUCACGUUCAAUGAACCAAACGCUCUGUGCUUCUGGGGCUAUCUUAAAGGGACCUUAGCCCCAGGACGUAGAGGUAUCGAGGAUGGCAAAAGAUGCGUCCACAACGUGUUAAAAUCUCACGCAAAGUCGUACCGUUUGUACGACCGCGUAUUUCGACCCCACCAACAUGGAAAGGUUGGAGUGGUCAUUUUCACCCAAUGGUACGAACCAAAGGAUCCCGGAAACCCUUCGCACGUCAAGUUGGCCGAAUUUGCCGUGCAUAUUGUGUGGGGACUUUUAGCAUCUCCAAUCUUUUUUGGAAAGUAUCCCGAUGAGUAUGAAACAUUUCUGCGACUACUGAGCCAGAAGCAGGGCACCUUGUCGACACCGUUGCAGUUCAGUUUGUCAGAAGCUGCCGAGUUGCGAGGCUCAUGGGAUUUUUGUGGUAUUGCGCACUACACGACAAACCUGGUUGAACCAACAAACCCAAGUCACGAUUCUGGCGGAAUAUCUGAUCCCCUUGGUAUUAAACUAUCCAGCGAUCCAGGAUGGCCGGGUGGUGGAAAUACUUCAUCCAAUUGGGGCUUCUACGUUGUUCCGUGGGGUUUUAGAAAGAUGUUGAACUGGAUAAAAAAGCGGUAUGGGAAUCCACCAAUAUACGUUUUGGAAAAUGGAUAUCAAGCUCACCCGGAGGAUGGCCUAGAGGAUCAUGAUAGAGUGGAAUAUCAUCGGUCUUAUAUCAACGAGAUGCUAAAAGUGGUGCGAAUUGAUGGCGUUAACGUGCAAAUGUACGCGGCAUGGACGCUACUCGACUCUUUCGAAUGGGGCGACGGGUAUACAAUAAACUUUGGCGUAGUAGCCGUAAAUUUUAGCGACCCAGAUAGACAAAGGACGCCAAAACUGUCGGGAUCAUUUCUAAAACAUGUUUUUAUGAAUAACGGAUUUCCGCGGUGAAAAUGUUGUGGUCUUGGGUAAACAUUUAGCAACAGUCUUGAACAAUGACUUAUGAUAGAGUGGCAUAACAAAAAUUGAAUAUGUAUGAUAAUAAAGGUAUGUAACUAAGGUUUAAAAAAUAAGCAA